Tupaia belangeri chinensis (Chinese tree shrew) is the source of this 1242-nucleotide messenger RNA. RefSeq names its product RNA binding motif protein 7 (gene RBM7). The record is from RefSeq and is a predicted model, not a curated record. Lineage: Eukaryota; Metazoa; Chordata; Mammalia; Scandentia; Tupaiidae. Gene Ontology annotation, biological process: regulation of alternative mRNA splicing, via spliceosome. Gene Ontology annotation, molecular function: single-stranded RNA binding. Gene Ontology annotation, cellular component: nucleus. The transcript is spliced from 5 exons. Bases 108 to 911 code for a protein of 267 amino acids.
CUUACGUCGCAGACGCCUGGCAGCGCGAGGACGCGGGGUUCCGGGAGUGCGCAGUGCGUGCGUCGGCCGCGACCCUUCGGUCUGGUUGGGGCGGGGGCGACGCUGAGAUGGGGGCGGCGGGCGCGGAAGCCGAUCGCACGCUCUUUGUGGGCAACCUUGAGACUAAAGUGACAGAGGAGCUCCUUUUCGAGCUUUUCCACCAGGCUGGACCAGUCAUAAAGGUGAAGAUUCCUAAAGAUAAGGAUGGUAAACCAAAGCAGUUUGCAUUUGUGAAUUUCAAACAUGAAGUAUCUGUUCCGUAUGCAAUGAAUCUGCUUAAUGGAAUCAAACUUUUUGGAAGGCCAAUCAAAAUUCAGUUUAGAUCAGGAAGUAGUCAUGCGUCUCAUGAUGUCAGUUCAUCAUAUCCCCAGCAUCACGUUGGAAAUUCAAGCCCUACGGCCACAUCUCCUAACAGCAGAUUUGAAAGAACUAUGGACAACAUGACUCUAUCAACACAGAUAAUUCAGAGAUCUUUCUCUUCUCCAGAAAAUUUUCAGAGACAAGCAGUGAUGAACAAUGUUUUCAGACAGAUGUCAUACGGUGGAAAAUUUGGUUCUCCACAUCUGGAUCAGUCAGGAUUUUCACCAUCAGUUCAGUCACAUAAUCAGACUUUUAACCAGUCUUCAGGCUCCCAGUGGCGCCAAGAUACACCAUCAUCGCAGCGUAAAGCCAGACAGAAUUCCCAUCCCUACCUAGCAGAUAGACAUUACGGCCGUGAACAGCAUUAUACUGAUCCUGGGUCUGACCACCAUUACAGAGGAAGCAGAGAUGAGUUCUUCUAUGAAGACAGGAUUCAUGAUGGCUGGAGCCAUGACUAUGAAAACAGACGAGACGGCAGUAGAGAUGGAAAAUGGCGCUCGUCUCGCCACUAGUGAGUGGUAAAAGGACAUUGUUUCAUGGGGUCAUUUUGGGCCCUUUGGACUAAGUUGGUUUGGAAGUAUUUGUGGAAAAAUUGUACAGAGCAGCUUUACAAAGUUGCCACAUUUCUUUAUAAAUUUUUUAAAGUCUGUAGUUAUACUUUAAUACAGAAAUGAAGAUUUGUGGUUCCUGUUUUAUUAAUUACCUUUCACCUCAGGGUUUUUUGAAGAGGAAAGGGUUUUAUGCAAAAGAAAGUGCCACAGUUCCUAAUUGUUUUAAGCUGUUUAGGAAAGGUGAAUUGUAUAGGUUGGUUGAAUUAAAAACAAAUAUUUUGAUUAUCUGUUA